Lucilia cuprina (Australian sheep blowfly) is the source of this 3826-nucleotide messenger RNA. Its product is annotated as ankyrin-3. The coding region runs from base 1 to 3699 and encodes 1232 amino acids. The record is from RefSeq and is a predicted model, not a curated record. The transcript is spliced from 9 exons. NCBI's taxonomy places the organism in Eukaryota, Metazoa, Arthropoda, Insecta, Diptera, Calliphoridae. Gene Ontology annotation, molecular function: protein binding. Gene Ontology annotation, biological process: signal transduction.
AUGUGUUCCCCUGAAAUUAGUGAACGUGUUGCAAAUACCCGUAUAUUCUUGCAAAACACACCUCUUUCUUCAAGAACACACCCAUUUGUGGUAGAUUGGCCAGUGGAUCGCACAACAGAAUACAGGAAAAAUUCAUUCUUCAGCCACAAUCUCUAUUCCGCCGCCAAAAAAAAUCAAAUGGACAUAGCUCAAUCAUUGUUGCAACAUGGUGCAGACGUUAAUGUACGCAGUAAAUCCGGGUUUUCACCUUUGCAUUUGGCCGCACAAGAGGGCCACAUUGAAAUGGUGCAAUUGUUACUGGAGCAUGGAGUGGACGCAAAUGUUGCAGCUAAAAAUGGUUUAACACCUCUGCAUCUGGCCGCUCAAGAAGACAAGACGGAAGUGGCACGUUUGCUCUUACAACAUAACGCCAACAUAUCUGAGCGUACAAAAACUGGUUACUCUCCAUUGCACUUUGCCGCCCAUUAUGGUCAAAUCAAUAUGGUCAAAUUUCUAUUGGAAAAUGAUGCCAAUAUAGAAAUGUCAACUAAUGUCGGCUACACACCGUUGCACCAAGCAGCUCAACAGGGCCAUACCAUGAUUAUCAAUUUGCUAUUACGACACAAAGCUAAUCCUAAUGCUGUUACAAAUAACGGCCAAACCGCAUUAAGCAUUGCAAAUAGUUUGGGUUACGUUACGGCAGUGGAAACUCUAAAAGUUGUUACUGAAACAUCAAUCACCAACAGUUUGACGGGUGUGUUGGAGGAAAAAAAAUAUAAAGUUGUUGCUCCGGAGUUAAUGCACGAAGCUUUUCUCUCUGAUUCCGAAGACGAAGGUGGCGACGAGCAUCUAGAUCAUCAUCAAUAUAAAUACAUGGCUACCGAUGAUUUAAAAGCCUCAAAUGAACAGGAUCAUCAAAACUAUGAUACUACCAUUACCACGGAACAGGAUCAUGUAGAUAAUGCUAGUUAUCCUACGAGGGAUUUAAAUAAAGGAGAAGUCAAUGAAUGCAUUCAAGCUUCUCAACAAUUUGCUCUUAAAUCCGAUAAUGUGGCUAUUACAAAGCCACCCGUGCAUUUAGGAUUCUUAGUUUCAUUUAUGGUCGAUGCUCGUGGUGGUUCCAUGCGCGGUUGUCGUCAUAGUGGUGUACGUAUUAUUGUACCUCCAAAAUCCUGCGCCCAGCCUACACGUAUUACAUGUCGCUAUGUAAAACCAAACCGUGUCCAUUAUCCACCCCCACUAAUGGAGGGCGAGGCCCUGAUUAGUAGAAUUUUAGAACUCUCACCUGUGGAGGCAAAAUUUUUGGGGCCAGUGAUAUUAGAAGUUCCACAUUUUGGAUCCCUGCGUGACAAAGAACGUGAAAUUAUAAUCUUGCGCUCCGAUAAUGGUGAAAGCUGGCGAGAACACACUCUCUAUGAAAAGGAAGAGUCGGUACUCGAGGUACUUCAAGAGACAAUGGAAGCAGAGUUGAGUCCUUUAGAGGACUUGCGCACAAAUCGGAUCAUUCGUAUAGUAACGCGAAAUUUUCCACACUUCUUUGCUGUAGUAUCUCGUAUACGGCAGGAGGUACAUGCUAUUGGUUCUGAUGGUGGUACUGUAUCAUCACAAGCCGUUCCUCAGGUUCAGGCAAUAUUUCCGCCAAAUGCAUUGACGAAGAAAAUUCGAGUCGGUCUUCAGGCACAGCCAGUUGACUUGAACGGUUGCUGCAAAUUGCUUGGCCAAGGUGUGGCUGUGUCACCAGUUGUGACGGUUGAACCGCGUCGCCGUAAGUUCCAUAAAGCUAUCACACUUAGCAUACCGGCACCGAAAGCUUGUACCCAAGGUAUGGUGAAUUCACCCUACACUGGUAACGCUCCUACAUUACGUCUGCUAUGCUCCAUUACUGGAGGACAGAAUCGGGCAAUUUGGGAAGAUGUUACCGGUUCAACGCCUCUAGCAUUUGUAAAGGACAGCGUGACAUUUACCACCACUGUUUCAGCUCGCUUCUGGCUGAUGGAUUGUCGCAAUAUCGCCGAAGCCAGUCGUAUGGCCUCGGAACUUUACUCUUAUAUGGCCCUAGUACCAUUCCGAGCCAAAUUUGUUGUGUUUGCCAAACGCAUUUCUCCAAAUGAAGCUAAACUUUCAAUAUUUUGUAUGACCGACGACAAGGAGGAUAAAACUUUAGAGCACCAAGACAACUUCACAGAAGUGGCAAAAAGUCGUGAUGUUGAAGUUUUGGAGGAUCAGGAUAUUUUUUUGGAAUUUGGAGGUAACCUUGUACCUGUACUCAAAACUGGUGAACAACUCAGUCUUAAGUUCCAAGCCUUCCGCGAAAAUCGACUUUCCUUUAUGGUGCAUGUUAAAAAUCCUGACGAAUCGUUCGCUCGCAUAAGCUUUAUGAAUGAACCUAAAUCCGGACAUGGUGAAGCUCCAAAACAACCAAUUUGCACACUUAACAUUUCUCUACAGGACUCUGGAGUUGACUUGGGUUCGAAUAAAGAAAACGUUGCUGCUGGUAGCCAGCGUAGCAUCAACAGUAUUAACUUUGUAGACCGGGGUCUCAAUCAGCGGGAUCAAAUCAAUGCAGAAUACAAGAAAAAGAACCAUGAACGUGAAAUUCAACAGCAGAACGGCGAAUCGCAAACAAUCGUAAAUGAAACAAUUCAUAAGGCUGACAUUCAUCUGUCGCAUAUAUGUCAAUUGCUAGAGGACGACUGGAUGCCAUUGGCCAAAGAAUUGGGUGUACCCGAGACCGACAUCGAGCUAAUCAAUGCUGAGUAUGCGGACAAGAGUCAAAAUCAGCGUGCAAUGGUCAUGUUACGUCUGUGGUUGCGUCUACAAGGCAACGAUGCCACUGGGAAUAAAUUACAGCAGGCUCUUAAAAAGAUUCGACGUGACGACAUCGUCAAUAUAUGCAUUGAUAAUGUUGAGCCCGUAACCGACGAUAUAGAAAGAACAAAAGCUGAAAAACAACUAUUUCAGGACGGACUCGAAGGCAUCACUGAUUUUAUCAAUGAAGUUGCAUUAACGGCCCAACCAACAAGCAAAGCUGCCGCUGUUGAAGUUACAGAAACACCAAUAAUUAAAGAAAAAAUUGUUAAGAAAACAUUAACGACUAUUCUUCCAAAUGAUGAAACAAACGAACUACAACAACAGCAAUUAAUACAUGAACAAAUAGAUGAAGUAAAGAAUGAAACACCUCCUAAAACUGAUAUUGUCAGCGAUAUGAAUUUAACAAGUGAAGGUGACAAAGAUGCGGUACAGCAAAUUAGAGAGUAUGACAUCGAUACAAUUAGAAGAAUAGCCGAGGAACACACUAUUCAAGUGCUAGAAGAAGCCCAACAAAAUGUUAAUAAUAAUGAUAUGUUGCAAAAACUUCAAGCCAAAAUACCAGAAAGUGAUAAUCUACUUUCCGAUAGUAAACAGACUUGUGUCGUCAUGAAAACAAGUGAUGAUGGCAAUACUUUUACAACAACCACCUCGACAGUGGAAAAAUCCAAGUGUGACCCCAUAGAAAUUUCACGCAAGAAUGAUGAGCAACCGAUAUUUUCGCAUCCUGAAGACCAAUUACUGGCUGCAAGUGUAGACGCUGUACGAACUGGAAACAAUAUUAUUUCCAUUACACAGUCACUUUUAAGCGAAGAAACUGGCAAUGGUAUAAAUAGUGAACUUGAGCAAGAUGAUUCUAAAUUGAAUAAUGGUGAUAUAGUGGAAAAACGAAACGGGAAAAAGUCCGCUUAGAACGAAAUUAUUUGAUUCUUUUUUUCAAUAAAACUGUAUACAUAUUUAUUUAUGUAUGUGUACAAUUAAACGUCUAUUUAUGAAUUCUACAAUUAAAAUGCAAAUAAAAAUAUUUAUAUUUAUCAUA